Molecule: messenger RNA, 2547 nt
Organism: Oryza sativa Japonica Group (Japanese rice)
Lineage: Eukaryota; Viridiplantae; Streptophyta; Magnoliopsida; Poales; Poaceae
Product: ABC transporter G family member 4
Biological process (GO): transmembrane transport
Cellular component (GO): membrane
Molecular function (GO): ATP hydrolysis activity; ABC-type transporter activity; ATP binding
Source: RefSeq, a predicted model, not a curated record
AUUUUGUCUCACUCCACCCUCCUCACUAUACCCUCUCCAUACUGCCAUUGAGCAGUAGUAGCACACACUCUCCUCCAAAAGACCAACCAAACCCUAAAUUAUCAAAUGCCUAGCUAAUAAUCCACACCAACUUGUGGCCUUUGAGUUUGUGCCCUAGCCGAUCACAAUUCACAACCACAAGCUACACUACAAUUACCUUCAACGUCCUCUCACAUCUCUCCCUCCCUCCCUCGCCGCCUCCGGCCACGCCACAAUGUCCACCACCACCACCACCACCGUCACAGAACCCGACAAUGCCGAAGCCUCGCCAUCGCCGUCGCCGUCGCCGUCGACGCCGCCCAAGAAGGUGAUCAUGUACGAGCUCGCCGCGCGGAACAUCUACUACGCCAAGCCGGCCGCCGCCGCGGUGGCCACGACGACGGUGGCGUCGCUGGCGCGGCUCCUGAGGCCCUGCGGCGCGGCGCAGCCGCCGUCGCCGGAGUACAUCCUCCGGGACGUGUCGCUGACGGCGCGGCCCGGGGAGAUCCUCGCCGUCGUCGGCCCCAGCGGCGCCGGCAAGUCCACCCUGCUCGACAUCCUCGCCGCGCGGACGGCGCCGACGCACGGGAGGCUGCUCCUCAACGCGGCGCCGCUCCGACCGUCCUCGUUCCGGCGGCUGUCCGCCCACGUGCCGCAGAUGGACGUCGCGCUGCCGUUGCUCACCGUCGCAGAGACGUUCGCCUUCGCGGCGUCGCUGCUGUACCCGGCGGCGGCGGAGGCGUCGGCCGCGGUCGCCGCCCUCCUCGCGGACCUCCGGCUGGGCCACGCGGCGCACACCCGCGUCUCCGCCACGCGGCUGUCCGGCGGCGAGCGGCGUCGCGUGUCCAUCGGGCUCGCCCUCCUCCGGGACCCCGGGGUCCUCCUCCUCGACGAGCCCACCUCCGGCCUCGACUCCUCCUCCGCGCACGUCGUCGUCGGCUGCCUGCGCGCCGUCGCGGCCGCGCGCGGCACGACGGUGGUGCUCUCCAUCCACCAGCCCAGCUCGCGCCUCCUCUCCGCCGUGGACUCCCUCCUCCUCCUCUCCCGUGGCGCCGUCGUGCACCACGGCUCCGUCGACUCCCUCGACGCCGCGCUCCUCUCCCACGGCCUCGCCGUGCCGGCGCAGCUCAACCCGCUGGAGUUUGCCCUCGAGGUACUCGACCAGAUGCCCCACCCGUCCGCCUCCUCCCCUGAGCCCAAGACGACGGAGGAGCUCGCCGCCGUGACGUCCUCCAAGUCGUCGUCGUCGUCAACCUCGCCGUGCUCGAGGAUACACGAGGUGGUGGUCCUGUACAAGCGGGCAUGGAAGGUGGUGUACCGAAGCAAGCAACUGCUGCUGACCAACUUCCUGGAGUCGGUGGUGGUGGGGACGCUGCUGGGGAGCAUCUACAUCAACGCCGGCGACGGCGAGGGCGGCGCGCACAAGCGGCUGGGGCUGUUCGCCUUCACGCUGACGUUCCUCCUGACGUCCACGACGGAGACGCUGCCGACGUUCGUGUCGGAGCGGCCGAUCGUGCUGGCGGAGACGGCGUCGGGGCUGUACAGGCUGUCGUCGCACGCGGCGGCGGCGACGCUGGUGUUCCUCCCGUACCUCCUGGCGGUGGCGCUCCUCUACUCCGCCUGCGUCUACUUCCUCGUCGGCCUCUGCGCGUCGGCGGCGGCGUUCGCGGCGUUCGUGAUGGUGGUGUGGGCGGUGGUGCUGACGGCGAACUCCUUCGUGCUGUUCGUGAGCUCGUUCGCGCCGGACUACAUCGCCGGGAUGUCGCUGGUGUCGGUGUCCCUCGCCGGCUUCUUCCUCUUCUCCGGCUACUUCCUGUCCAGGGGGAGCAUGCCGCCGUACUGGGUGUUCAUGCACUACGUCUCCCCGUACAAGUACGCCCUCGACGCCCUCCUCGCCAACGAGUACACCUGCGCCGCCACCCGCUGCUUCGGCGUCGCCGGCCCCGCCGCCGGCGACUGCUCCGAGACCGGCGCCGACGUGCUGGCGGAGAAGGGGCUCACGGCCAAGGAGCGGUGGACCGGGGUGCAGGUGCUCUUCGGCUUCUUCCUCCUCUACAGAGUUCUCUACUGGGUGGUGCUCAGCCGCCGAGCCGCCAGGGCCAAGAGGUGACCCAUCCAUCGUCACCUCCAGCUCAGGCGACGGCGAGCGGCCGCACCGUACGUACGUACGUGUGAACGCGUGCAUGGAGACGAAGUGGGGCCCAUGCAUGCGCAUGCAAGUCAAGGUAUGACGUCAACAAUGGCGUAGACAAGGUGGUGAUCGAGUUAAUUAACUGGUAAUUAAGCUGCUGCUGCUGCUAUACUGAUAAGUGAUGAUGUGUAUAUUUUAUGAACAUAAAAAAACGAGCCUUUUAUAUGUGUAAUGAUGAGUGGUUGAUAGUGCGAUCUUGACUUGAAAAUCACGAUCGAAUUACUUCUAGAUGAGUUUUUGGCCGUCGAUCUCGUUCAUUGAUUGAUUUGAUCGGUCAGGAUAUAGAAACAAGUACGUAUUGAAUAUAUCACUGGAAAUAGUGUUGUUUGAUUUUUGCC